Messenger RNA from Aspergillus tanneri, 1314 nucleotides. Its product is annotated as cytochrome P450. NCBI's taxonomy places the organism in Eukaryota, Fungi, Ascomycota, Eurotiomycetes, Eurotiales, Aspergillaceae. Gene Ontology annotation, molecular function: monooxygenase activity; iron ion binding; oxidoreductase activity, acting on paired donors, with incorporation or reduction of molecular oxygen. The record is from RefSeq and is a predicted model, not a curated record. Bases 1 to 1314 code for a protein of 437 amino acids. The transcript has 5 exons.
AUGGACCCCGAACUCCCAGAGGAUCUGUUCUUUGACACACCCCCUGAACACACCGACUACCCACAAGACCACAUCUUUGGGAUUCCCCAGGGAGUAAUAAAAGGUUACGGAGCGAUCACAGUUCUACUAGGACUAGUCCUAUUCCUCUCACUGCAGUGGUUACAAACGUCCAACCUUCCAACCAUCAAUGCCUACCCCGGGGACUUCAGGAAGAAAAAAGCGCGAGCAGUAUUUCUUUCAGACGCGAAAAACCUCCUUCAGGAGGGGAGCAAAAAGUUCAACGGCCCGUUCCGUAUCAUCACCACUCUUGGAUCUCGAGUUAUACUUCCCGAGUCUUGGACUUUAUGGGUGAAGAAUUGUCGGAUCUUGACCAUCCUCAGCUUGUUCGCGAUACUGGCACCCCAUAGACUUCCCCAGGACAUGAUCCAUUUCAUCGCCCGCAUAUCAUCAUGUAUCUUCGUCGGACCUGAGCUAUCUCGCAACCCAGAAUGGCAAGACAUUAUCGUCAACUACACCCUCACAUUCUUCUACAGCGUGCGCGCUCUGCGCCACUGGCCCGGCUUCCUUCGUCCUGUCAUCCACUGGGUAGUACCCGAAUGCCGCAGAGCACGGUACCAAGUCCGUCGAGCCCAUGACAUCCUCACCCCUGUCUUGGAGAGCCGAGCAGCGAUGAAACAAGCCGCAAAUGCCGAAAAUUGCAGUUUGAAAUUCGACGAUAGUAUCGAAUGGAUGGAGGAGGUAGCCAGAGGUCGGUCUUUCGACCCCGUAGCUGCGCAGUUGGGUAUGGCAAUGGGUGCAUUGCAUACUACGACGGAGCUUAUUAAACAGACUAUCUUGGAUAUAUGUAUGCAUUCGGAGCUGAUCCAGACCCUACGAGAGGAAAUUAUGAAUGCGGUCGGGGAAAGUGGAUGGACGACAGCAGGAUUGUUCAAGAUGAAGCUACUUGAUAGUGUCAUCAAGGAGACUCAACGGCUGAAACCUGGUGCUCUAGUGAACCUUGAGCGCAAAACUAUUAAUAAGGUCACUCUCCCGAACGGUAUGGUUCUUCCCUGCGGCACCAGCGUCGCAGUGGAAUGUACCACCUGGUCGAACGCAGAGACGUAUCCCUCUCCUGAGGAGGGCGAUACCACGGCGGUUCUAUCGUCAACUAGUCCCAAACAUGUCGCGUUUGGGAUCGGACGGUCGAUUUGUCCUGGGAGAUUCCUCGCAGCCAACGAGGCUAAGAUUGUGGUGGCUAAGAUCUUACUUGAUUAUGAUAUUCGACUGGAGGAGGGUAUCAGCCUUACGUGGUUCAUUAUGGUUUUGAGAUGUUGA